UAGUACAAGCUGUCCUCAACGCUUCCUGGUCAAGCUCGUGUCUUCUAUGUCGCUGUCAGUCUUCCACCGACACGGGAAAGAUCUCGAAGCCCAGUUGCUGUCAUUUGCCACCUUCGCCGUCCGGGACGCCUUCAUCGACAUAAGUCAACAUUUCUCUACCUUUUCCAGCAAUGCGAUUCGGGCAGGCUACGCAUUCACCCUGUCGGACAUGAAGACCAUCGUUAUCCCAGUGACUUGUUACGGAGUAUUGAGUUCGCCGCGGAUGCCCGAAUUACAUACUAUGUUACGCCUUGUAACUUGGGUCUGGCUCUUCCUUCUACAAUUCUGCGCUGCCAAUCAGAUGUAUAACACAAAAGAAGAUUCCAUCAACAAGCCCUACCGUCCGAUACCUGCCGGAUUGAUGACCGUGACGUCCGCCUAUGCACUUAGGUGGACUCUCGUACUGUUAUGCCUCUAUCUUUCCUGGAACAAUGGCGUUCUACUUCCAGGAAUAUCGCUCACCCUGGCUUUCAUCGCUUACAACGAGGGAGGCCUGGACUCGCGUUGGUAUUCGAAAAGUCUUUUGAAUGCGAUCGGAAUAGUGUCCUGGGACGUGGGGUCAGCUGGUAUUGCUAGUGCAGGUCACCUCAACUUGACUGAAAAGUUCUCGAUAACGCCCUUCCUCAGCGUCGCGAUAAUCUGGACUACCAUACAUGUUCAAGACUUUAGGGACGAAGUCGGCGACCGCGUGCAAGGACGAAUAACUCUGCCCACACUUCUGCCCGAAGCAAGUAGACACAUCACGUUUUUCUUAAUAAACGCAUGGUCUAUUGGACUAGGGCAGUAUUGGGGCUUGUCGAGUAUCGCCUACGCUUUGUUCGUGUCGUUUGGUUUUUACCUAUCCCUUCGUAUCCUUCUUCAGAGGACAGAAGGCGAAGACAAGGUGUCCCUGCGACUGUACAUGCUGUGGUUAACUAUCGCUCGGACACUGCCCUUCCUUCGGGCUCAUCAGGCUAUCUUCAGAUAAUACUCUUACGAACUAGGUGCCAUUGGUGCACAAUAACGUGUUGUACUUAUAGGCAAGUACAACUGAGAUCACGCAUUCUAUAUUUAUGUAUUCAAGAAUGUAAUGUAACGUUUUUAUGAAAGUACGAGAUAUCUCAUGUACUUGAAAAUAAUGUGACCAUCAUGUCUUCCUCCAAAGUUUGCCAAUCGAUAGUUAUUUCAUGUAAUUCCAAGCUGGAAAGGAUAUUUAAUCUACACCAUCGAAUUCUUAUAUUUCUCUG
This is a messenger RNA of Marasmius oreades (fairy-ring Marasmius), 1265 nucleotides long. RefSeq lists its product as uncharacterized. The transcript is spliced from 6 exons. Lineage: Eukaryota; Fungi; Basidiomycota; Agaricomycetes; Agaricales; Marasmiaceae. The record is from RefSeq and is a predicted model, not a curated record. Gene Ontology annotation, cellular component: membrane. Bases 47 to 1006 code for a protein of 319 amino acids. Gene Ontology annotation, molecular function: transferase activity, transferring alkyl or aryl (other than methyl) groups.